Molecule: messenger RNA, 5778 nt
Organism: Rattus norvegicus (Norway rat)
Lineage: Eukaryota; Metazoa; Chordata; Mammalia; Rodentia; Muridae
Gene: Cfap70
Product: cilia and flagella associated protein 70
Cellular component (GO): cytoplasm
Source: RefSeq, a predicted model, not a curated record
CUGGUUGCUAUAGUUACAGAAAACAGCCGGCGUCUGUCUCAGGUAGGAUAGUUAUUCCCUUUCCGAGGCUAUAGCUGUCACUCCCACUCCCCAGAUCUUUUCUUCCAGGAUUCAUACCACUUUCCCUUCUGCUAAGGCCAGGUUGAAAUUCUCGCUCAGCCCAAGAUCCUGCUUCAUCCAGAGCCGGGUCCAGUCCCAUCUCCUAUCCCCAAGUCGAUGGUUGUGGCCCCCCUCUGAGCCUGUGACUAGGAACGGAUGCCUCGUUGAUCGCAUGAGCAAGAGUUGGGUACUUGUGCAAGGUCACAGUUACUCAGUAGGAAAGUCGUCAAUCUCCACGUCUGGGACUGUGGAUCUGGUUCAGUGAAGUGUUUCCACUGCGUGCGUGGGGCGCAAGGCCAAAGAAGACCAGAGAGACUUGACCAAGUGCUGACAUGGACCAGCCGUCCAGCGCAGUGAGAACCGUGAACAUUACUGUGACAAAUGGAUAUGACUUGAAAGGCUUCAAAGGAGACACCCCAGUUACUUUUGUCCGUGCAGAAUUCAAUCAGGCAGUUCUCGGAGACUCUUCAAAAAUCACUGUCUCUCCAGAAGGAACUGCAAAAUACAAUUUUACUUGCAACAUUGACCUCAACCCAGAUGGGGGAGUUACUGUAGAUGACCUCGCCCACAAACCGUUAUUCCUAACGGUGACUGAAGUUUUACCAAGGGAAAAGAAACAGAAAGAUGAGAAGACCUUAACUCUUGGCCAGGCUGUGGUGGAUCUUCUUCCUUUACUAGAAGGAGAGGAGUCAUUUGAAACGACGGUCCCAUUACACCCCGUGCAGGGGUCACCCUUGGAAACUACUUUGCCAGGCUCUAAGCCAUGCAGUCUUGAUGUGAAGGUAUUUGUGACAGAGCCCUUACUGACCCCAGCCCAGGUCGCAGCAAGCAAUCUCCUGAAGGUCACGCUGGAGGCGGCCUAUUCCGUGCCUGAGUCCUUCAUGCCAGUCGGGCCUCAGCAGAACUACAUGGUUGGUCUGCAAGUCCCGUCGGUCGGAGAGAAGGACUACUCUAUGAUAUUCAAGAACGGGAAUCUGAAGCUCGGCGGGGAAAGAGAGCCUGUUCCCAGGCCUAAAAAAUGGCCUAUCGCUAACAUUCUUGCUCCUGGAGCUAAUAACAUCCCUGACGAGUUCAUUGUUGGGGGGCCCUAUGAGGAAGAGGAAGGAGAACUCAACCACCCUGAGGACAGAGAAUUAAGGAACCAAGCCGAAUGCCUGAAGAAGAGGAUUGUCUGGGACCUGGAAAGUCGCUGCUUCCUCCAUCCCUCUGCUGUUGCAAGUUUUCAGAAGCGAAUUGCUGAUUGCCGACUCUGGCCCGUGGAGAUCACAAGAGUGCCUUUGAUCGUUGUACCCAAAGCCAAGCCAGGCAAACUUGAGAAGAUCGAAGAUGAAAACCAGCUGUCCUUUCACGGCGUGGCCUACGUCAACAUGGUCCCACUCCUGUAUCCCGGAGUGAAGAGGAUACGAGGGGCUUUUCAUGUGUACCCCUACCUGGACGGGACAGUCUUCGAGAAGACCAAGUGCUUGUUCAGCUUGUUCAGGGACACUGGGCACCAUUUGGUUCACAAUAACAAAGCAGGAGGACUUAACUCCCCGCUGUCCAAACCUCUCUCCAAGAAUCUGAAAGAAGAGAGAACAGGGAAAGACAAGGACAUAGACGGACGGCCUCGGCUGGGAGAGUUGCAAGCACCGAGUAUAAAAUCGCAGAGCUCGGACACCCCUCUGGAAAGCGAAGCGCCUCUAAGCCACAAUCUCGAAGGACAGCAAUACGUGGAGGCGGGGACGUACAUCGUCCUGGAGAUCCAGCUGGACAAAGCCCUGGUACCAAAGCGGAUGCCGGAGGAACUGGCCAGAAGGGUCAAGGAUAUGAUACCCCCGAGGCCACCUCUCACCCGUCGGACAGGGGGAGCUCAGAAGGCGGUGAGUGACUACCACUCGCAGAUCAAGAGCAUCUCUAGAGCCAUUCUGAAUGAGUACCACCGCAUGUUUGGGAAGCACCGGCCGAAAGAGGAGAGCGACAUAGACAAUGAGACCAUGGAGGAGCAGAAAUGCCAGCUCAACUAUGAGCUCAAUUGCUCUGGAAAGUACUUUGCUUUCAAAGAACAGCUCAAGCACGCUGUGGUAAAGAUCGUGAGAGAGAAAUACUUGAAGACAACAGCAUUCGAGAGCCAGGAGGAACUGCAGACGUUCAUCAGUGAACUUUAUGUGUUCUUGGUAGAUCAGAUGCAUGUGGCCCUGAACCAGGCCAUGCCAGAAGACGCCCCAAGCAGCACCUCAACGAUUCAGACGAGCAGUGAGCAGCUUCGGCUCUUCGCGUUCGAGGCAGAAGUCGACGAGAAGUUUGAAAUGGCAGCAGUGUAUUAUGAAGAGAGGUUGGUCCGGGAACCCCAGAACCUGGAAAACUGGCUGGAUUAUGGUUCUUUCUGCCUCCUCACUGAAGACAACAUCAAAGCACAGGAGUGCUUCCGGAAAGCCCUUUCUCUGAAUGAGAGUCACGUUCACAGCCUGUUGCUGUGCGGUGUCCUGGCUGUCUUGUUGGAGAACUAUGAGCAAGCAGAGAUCUUCUUUGAGGAUGCUACAUGCUUGGAACCUACCAAUGUCGUUGCCUGGACUUUACUCGGACUGUUCUACGAGAUUCAGAAUAACGACAUUCGGAUGGAAAUGGCGUUCCACGAGGCCUUCAAACAGCUCCAGGCACGAACCCUGCAGACAAAGCUGAAGAGCACGGCUACCGUCCAGAACAUUGAGGAAGGAGUGAAGACAGAGCCCAGCUUUGGCCCUUGGGGGAUCACACAGGAGUCCUCCACAGCCAUCAAGUCAGAAGGCCAAACAGGGAUAAGGCCCAGGACCUCACACCCGCUGAGUCCUCGCCCCACCGUGGAGCUGCAUCCUCAACCCCAAGGACCAAACACUGCUUUGUCCAGUCUAGACGAGUUUUUGGAAGAAUCAUCUAAGGCGCAGUCUGACUCACAAGAGCCAAUAAUCACUGUACAACCUCUGGAGUCCUCCCUUACACAGAAGUCAUCCAAUGCCCUGCUAAAGGAGCUGACAUCCAAAAAAGAAACAUCAAAAUGCCAAGAUUCAUCAGCCUUUUUCUCUCCUACCCACCAAGCUAUUCCCCAGCCCCCUGUGACGAUCUUCAUGGAGACCAUUCGCUUCUUGAUGAAGGUCAAUGCUGUCCAGUUCGUGCACCGAGUGCUGGCACAUGAGCUUCUGUGCCCUCAAGGAGGACCUAGUUGUGAGUAUUAUCUGGUUCUGGCCCAGACACACCUUCUCAAGAAGGACUUCGCCAAGACAGAGGAGUACCUGCAGCAGGCAGCACAGAUGGACUACCUGAACCCCAACGUCUGGGGUGUGAAGGGCCAUCUCUACUUCCUGAGUGGAAACCAUGCCGAGGCCAAAGAGUGCUACGAGAGAACUGUUAGCUUUGUGGUAGAUGCUUCUGAGAUGCACUUCAUCUUCCUGCGCCUGGGACACAUCUACCUGGAAGAGAAAGAGUUCUUCCAGAGGUCCUGCUCUGUCAAAUCUGAUCUGCACAGCUCUGGAAGCUGUGUCCAGAGCCCAAUCACCUUUUCUAAAAAUGCAAAGACAAAACCUUGUCUCAAAUCAGCAACCGGAAAAGCAACCAGAGAAAUAAUAUUAUCACAAAACUCAAAAUCACACCCGUUUUGAAAAUUGAAACAAUUUAAAAUAAAUGAAGUAAACUAAACAAUACUGUCUGAGCUAUUUUAGGCUUCUUUAAUCUGUCAUGUCAGGAAAUCAACCCAAAAUUCCCAUGGAGCCCACGUUAGAGGAAAUGAGCCUUCUGCAGAGCUCUACAUACAUCUAUCUGUUCCGCUCUACCGCGAGCGUCAGACUUCAACUCACUGACUACUUCUGUAGUAUAUGUCUGUAUGCACCCUGUCUGGUAUUAAAGACUUCUAUUUUUCCCUGUACUCGUUGUGAAUGGAGGGCAGAACUUCCCGAGUGACUCAGGCAAAAUCUGUAUUUUCUUCUUCUAACUAUAAAGACAAAUCACACUUCUAGUAAUGCCUGCUAAUAAGCCGGCAGCUUGUCAAACCAGGAUUUUAACCCAGAACUCCUGUAGCGCACACGUUAGCGAGAAUAUGAGCAUCCUGUGAGACUUACUAGAGCACUUUAUCUUUAUAGACAUCGGUCUGUUAAGCUCUGCCGGCACGUCAGACUUCUACUUCCACUCACUAUCAACAUCUAUAAUAUAUGUGCUAUGUAUGCACUAUCACAUCUAUAAUAUAUGUGCUAUGUGUGCACUAUCACAUCUAUAAUAUAUGUGCUAUGUAUGCACUAUCACAUCUAUAAUAUAUGUGUUAUGUAUGCACUAUCAACAUCUAUAAUACAUGUGCUAUAUCUGCACUAUCACAUCUAUAUGUGCUAUGUAUGCACUAUCACAUCUAUAAUAUAUGUGCUAUGUGUGCACUAUCACAUCUAUAAUAUAUGUGCUGUGUAUGCACUAUCACAUCUAUAAUAUAUGUGCUAUGUAUGCACUAUCAACAUCUAUAAUAUAUGUGCUAUGUAUGCACUAUCACAUCUAUAAUAUAUGUGCUAUGUAUGCACUAUCAACAUCUAUAAUAUAUGUGCUAUGUAUGCACUAUCAACAUCUAUAAUAUAUGUGCUAUGUAUGCACUAUCACAUCUAUAAUAUAUGUGCUAUGUGUGCACUAUCACAUCUAUAAUAUAUGUGCUGUGUAUGCACUAUCACAUCUAUAAUAUAUGUGCUAUGUGUGCACUAUCAACAUCUAUAAUAUAUGUGCUAUGUGUGCACUAUCAACAUCUAUAAUAUAUGUGCUAUGUGUGCACUAUCAACAUCUAUAAUAUAUGUGCUAUGUGUGCACUAUCAACAUCUAUAAUAUAUGUGCUAUGUGUGCACUAUCAACAUCUAUAAUAUAUGUGCUAUGUGUGCACUAUCACAUCUAUAAUAUAUGUGCUAUGUGUGCACUAUCAACAUCUAUAAUAUAUGUGCUAUGUGUGCACUCUGGUGCUACCACACUUCCUUUUUUUUUUUGGUAAUAGGAGAACAAACCACGUGGACCCACCUAAGAGUUGCCACUGUUCUGCCACAGGCGUUUUGACCCUGACUUGUCUUUGUCUCCCUUCCCUUUUCCACCCAUAAGUGGCGGUUGUGCACCGGAAGGCUAAUCCAGGUCAGAGAGAAAUCACAGCCCUACUGCAGUGAAGUAAAUCAGGACUCUCUUUCCAAUGUCAGUGCAAACUGCCAUCUUCAAGGCACUACUGACCUCGUGGUUACUAGGCAACCAGUUUUUAGGCUGAAACCUCAGGACCAGCUGCAGGUACUAGAGGAAAAAUAAGCCACCGGGUCCUACCUGUUUUGGAAGUUUCACUUUGGAAAGAGACGGGGGUCUUGCUGCAUGUGGUAGUGUGUGAGCUCAGGAGGCUUAGGUCACAAGAUUGCUCGAGCUCAGAACGCAUAAAACUGGGUGUGGUGGCACAUCCCCGAAAUUCCAGCUUUCAGGAGGUAGGCGUUAGAGAAUCAGCUGUUGAAGGGCAUCCUGGGCUACACAGCAAGGUCGAGGUCAGUCUGGGCUAUGAGACCCUGUCAUAUCCUCACCCACAGUAAACGGAAAGGAUGGUUAUUAUAAGACUGCCCUUGAACUUCUGGACUCAGAUCACCCUCAACUCUUAGAAACCGAGCAGCUAGAAAUAUGGGCAUUGCAUCUGGGUGAAAGCUUGAUUUUUGAAUUUUUCUCAAUGUCUUCUGUGGCACU